Eleginops maclovinus (Patagonian blennie) is the source of this 6516-nucleotide messenger RNA. RefSeq names its product Ets2 repressor factor (gene erf). The record is from RefSeq and is a predicted model, not a curated record. Bases 656 to 2515 code for a protein of 619 amino acids. The transcript has 5 exons. Gene Ontology annotation, biological process: regulation of transcription by RNA polymerase II; cell differentiation. Lineage: Eukaryota; Metazoa; Chordata; Actinopteri; Perciformes; Eleginopidae. Gene Ontology annotation, molecular function: sequence-specific DNA binding; DNA-binding transcription factor activity, RNA polymerase II-specific. Gene Ontology annotation, cellular component: nucleus.
UGGCAGGAGGAGAGCGAAACACGACACCCCGACAGAGGAAGGGGGGUUGUUGAGAGAACACGAAGAAGUGAGUGAGUGGAAAAAGAAAAAGUGUGCCGGAGAAAGAGAGGGGCAGAGAAAGGAGAACAGAGUUGGCUUUGCUUUUUUUUAGUUGCUUUCAGAAGCGUCGUUGUGUGGACUGUCGAUGAGAAUGAUGAUGUGGAGGAGGAAUCGACCAUGCGACACGGUUGCAACAAACGGGGUGAACAUUUAGACUCUCCGCAUUCCGCUGCUCCACACCGACCGACCGCAUCACGGCUCCUACAAACUCUGCGCCAUUCAGACCCCGGACACUGGAUUUCCCCCCAGGCUCGGGGCAACUUUUCGCACAAGACUCCUUGUAAUUAAAACUUACCCCGGCUAAAACUUUUUCAACAAAAGUCAAUGUUUCGAAUUAAAACGCAGAAGCGCGUGUGAAGUUGGCGGUUAGUUCUUUCAACUUAAAGCGAGCCCGUAGUGCAGACAGGUUCUCCUAUAACACUUGUGAGAACAACACCGGAGGAGUGGGGUGUCACUGCUAACUUCGCUAGCUAACUUAGCUAACCGCUAGCCAAGUCUAAAGUUACGAGACGACGGGGAAAGUGUCUGAAGCAACAAGCCGAAGACGACAACAAAGAUGAAAACGUCGGCAGACCCGGGGUUUGCCUUUCCGGAUUGGGCCUACAAGCCCGAGUCGAGCCCAGGCUCCAGACAGAUCCAGCUCUGGCACUUCAUCCUGGAGCUGCUGAGGAAAGAGGAGUACCAUGAUGUCAUCGCCUGGCAGGGAGACUACGGGGAGUUCGUCAUCAAGGACCCUGACGAGGUGGCCCGCUUGUGGGGGGCCAGGAAGUGUAAACCGCAGAUGAACUACGACAAGCUCAGCCGAGCUCUGAGAUACUACUACAACAAAAGGAUCCUCCACAAGACCAAAGGGAAGAGGUUCACCUACAAGUUCAACUUCAACAAACUAGUGCUGGUCAACUACCCCUUCAUCGACAUGGGCUCUGGUCGGGUCCCUCAGAGUGCCCCUCCUGUGCCAACCGGAGGCAGCCACUUCCGGUUCCCCCCCUCCACACCCUCGGAUGUGCUCUCCUCCAGCGAGGAGCUGCGCAGCCCCGGCAUGUUCAGCAGUGUGGCUCGCCGCAUGGCCCGCGGCUCUGUGAGCGACUGCAGCGACGGAACCUCCACCAACUCGGAGCUGGAGGAGGCCGUGGGGGCCGACGAGCGUGGCAUGGGGCCAGACAGGGCCUACAGGGGUCUGCUACCCCCACGCCUCCCACACGACUCUCUCUUCAGGAUCUACCCAGCAGGCCUCGGCAGGCACGGCCCUAGGGUGCACCCAGAUUCUCUGUCUCCUUUCCCUGUCUCCCCCCUGCCCGGCCCUGGGGGGCUGCUGGGCCCAAAUCUGUCCCCAGCCCUCUCCAUGACCCCCACCCCCCACAUGUCUUACACCCCCUCUCCCUCCAUGUCCUCUCCCAUGUUGGGCUCCCACUUCUCCUUCAACCAGGAGGACAUGAAACACUACCUGCAGGCCCACACCCAGUCCGUCUACAACUACCACCUCAGCCCCCGGGCGUUCCUGCACUACCCCAACAUCAUUAUUCCCCAGCCCCACCGCCCCACCCUGGAGAAGCCGGCUGCCCAUCACCUCCACUGCCCGCCCCUGCCGCUCUCUCAUUCGCUCAACCAGCAGGCGGCAGGCGGCGAGGAGAGGGAGCAGCACCCAUCACCGUUCAAGUUCAAGCUGCAGCCGCCACCGCUCGGGCGCAAGCAGAGGGAUUCUGGGAGCUCAUUGGCUGCUGCCUCGUCCUCCUCUUCCUCCAGCCAGUCCUCCUCAUUCACAGGGUCCAGUCAGAUAAUCAACUCCUCUGUGGCUGCAGGGCCUCCUAAGAUCAAGGUGGAGCCCAUAUCAGACAUUGAGUCAGAAGAGGAGGUUGAGGUGACCGACAUCAGCGAUGAAGAUGAACUCAAUCACAGUGACGAGGAGGAGCAGGGUGGCAUCUUCACACCGACAGCUCAUCACUAUCACCAUCAGCUCAACAGCUAUCUCCGGGCCAACGGGACCGGGAGCAGCCACUCCGCGCCUCCACACAGUCACCCUGAAGAAGACCCCGACGAUGAUGUCUUCAAGACUCCCGCCACUCCCCCCAUCGGCAGCAGCAGCCAGGCCUUCCCCCUGAUCAACCUGAAGAGUGAGCCGGGCCAGGCAGCUCCCAUCAGCCCCUGCAUCCCGCUCAAACUGCGCUUCAAGCGCCGCUGGAGCGAGGACCAGAAGAUGGAGGCAGAAGGAGAGAGGGACGAGGCGGAGGAUAAGAAAGUCAGAGCUGACAGAGAGGAGGAGAAGAAAGUGGGGGAGGCGGAGAACGGGGGAGGAAGAGGAGAAGCGGGAGGUGUUAUUUUGGGGUUGAUGCUGCCACCGCCUCCCACCCAGCGCAGAGCGAGCUCAGAGCUGCAGAGGGCCACGGCGCAGCUGUCUCUGGAAAACACUGGCUGCUGAACACAAACAUACACACCGGGGAGUCAAAACACACCCCCCCUGAGUCUAGUCUACAUACUUAUAGAGUGCAGCAGGAAUGAGUCCUAAACCCCUGGAAAGCAUUUUUGCCCUUCAGGUCCCUUUUUAAUUUUACUGUGCUAUUCAGAAGCCUGGAGUAAGGCCUGUGGUUAACACCAGCUUAAGAGAUUUCACAUUUGUUUUACGACAUAAAAUACAUCAGCAGAAUACCUCAUUAGUGAACUGGAAGGUUGUACAUGUCUUAAAACAUUAAACCUUCAAAGCUGGUUCCUAAAAAGUGGCUAAAUGAAACCUCAUCAUCUUUUAAAAACAUCAUCCCUGCAGCACCCUAUAGUUUUAGUCCAUAAUGCCUUGUGGUUGUGUGACAGCAGUAGUGUGCAUGCAGCUGGAAAAUGGAAACGGUGACUUUAAGGUGAUUAUAGAAACAGUUACAUUUUGUCUGAGUCAGUGUCAUGUAGGAAAUAGUUUUUUUGAUCCAUAAUGAAAGGAGCUGUUGGGCACUUUUUACCCACUUCACAGCCCAAAAAACGUGCCUAAAAAUCUUAAAAUCAAACCACAUAUAUUGUCCAACAUGCGUUACAUCUACAUGUUCACAUUGUAGUAAAAACAAGAUGUUUCAUAAUUACCUGUCACUGUUAUAGCAGCAUCAGCACCCUUUUGGUGAGUACCGUCAGCCACCAGACAUUAUGGCCUGUGUCGGACCAUUCCACUUGGGUGUGUGUGUGUGUGUGUAGCCUCUAAUGUGCUGCAAGCCAACCCCAUCAAACAUGAACAGCAGACAGUGUUUCUGCUGUGACAACAUCGAAAGAUACUCAAACUUCAUUCUGACUAACUUUUUAACAAGAGAGUCCCACAGAGAGAGGCUCUUUUCUUAGGAAUUGCACAUUGCCAUUUCCUCACCCUCAUAGCGCCAGUUAAAUCUGCCUCACAUCACGCCUGUGCCCAGAUGAUGUACUUAUGACGGGUCUAUUUGUUUAUAGGGUGCAGUGAAUCGCCCUAAAGGCAGCCUGCAUUGUGCAGCGGGAGAUCUCCUCACCUUGUACAGACAGAUCCUACUGUUACUUAAACAAAACACUUUGAUCAGUCCCGAUAGAGAUUACAGAAGUGCCUCUCUGUCCGACCCGUCACCCAGCAGUCGUUUACGAGAAGGGCAGCGUGGGGGGGGGGCCUUGUUCCGAUGGGCCUCACAGACUGAACAGGGUCAUUAGAAAACACUCUCCAAUCACGGCCUUUUCUCCAGGAGGAAACGUUGGACACGGUGAGGCUGCAGCAAGGCCACGCUCUUCAUUCACUACAGGGUUUGAAGACAUGAGGCUGGAGUUGUACAUUUUGAAGACGGUCAGACUUAGCCCGAUGGAGGAGGGAGAUGUGAUGAACUGACUUGCCACAUGAGAUGUUAGUCAGCCAGCGAAUGGACGGGUACAGAGAAAAACACACCUGGGUCUUCAAAGAAAAAGCCGGAUCUUUCUCUCCUUUUUAUCUCAUUGAGGAAGCAGCAGCUUGACAGGCUGUAAUUACAGACACACUUGUCCCUCAAUGUGUGUGCGUAGAACGCUGGUGUAAAAAAGAAACCCCACGCCUCGAGGAUACAGGGUUCUUGUGACUUUGUACAAUCUUUGGAGGGGUUUGAGGGCAUUCGUGGUGUUGCCUGCCUCGAACACACAGAUCUGCAGCUCUUUUCUGCACCCCCCCCCCCCAUUUGUUUUACUUUGAAAAGACUAUUCUUUCGGUCUAAAGACACAGACAGUAUUUUAGGGCAUUUGCAGUGAUCUGAGGACUUUCUGUAUUUUGGUGAUAACAGUGGUAUCUGUUCACGUGAUGCUCUGAGAAGCGAUGAUGGGAGAGAUCCGAUUGGUCGAGGGGAGAGAAAGCAUGUACUGAAUGUCGAGCAUCAAGGUUAACUCAGGCAAAACGAGAUAUGGAGAAACUUAUUUUUAUGACGUUUUAUUAAAAAAAAAAACCAUUUUAAUGAACAAAGUAUCCCAAAUAAGAUUGUGCCUUUUUUUUUUAAGCCAACAAAGAGUUUUAUCACGCUAUCCCCCAGCUGAUUAUGUUAUCACACACCCACACACACACACACACACACACUACCACCAUGCCUUCUGUUUUUUGUAAAAGAGAGAUACAGAAUAAGUAAAUCUACACAUAUAUAUUUUAUUUAAAUAUAUAUUGAAUUCAAAUAUUAUAUUUCAAUAUGGUCAUUUGAUACAAAUCAGGAAAAUCCUACUAUUUUUAAACGGUAAAAGAUAUGUAUAUAUUCUAACGGGGCAUAUUAUUACCGGUAUAAUUCAGCCUCUGCCUUCUCACCCUUGCCUUCUCUUGACCGUUGAGCUGCAGUGACAAAUGCCUAUGGUGUCAGAGUUUUAUAUUUAUAUUGUACAAAUAUUAAAAGAUACAGUUAUUGUGUAUUCAGGAGACGAGGAUAAAGGAGUGAGCUGAAUUUUAACCACACCUGGGUCGAAUUGUAUUUACUUUGUCGGUGAGAGUGUUUGUUUCACCAUACCUGGGGUAGCAGAUUUGCUGGGGUUUGAAACAUAUAGUGGAACCCCACCAAGAAUAAACACCUGAGUACACUUUUUGACCCCGAUCUAGUAAAAAAAAAACCCCGAAGUGGCACAGGUCCAAAUGUAAAGCUGGUUAUGAUCUCGCUUGUUCUGACUAAAUGCUAGGAUUCUGAUUGGCCGACAGCAGGUGCUCAGGUUCGCGUUACCUCAUAGGACCGCAGCUGCUGAUAGGACUGGACUUUGGUUGGAGCGUGGACUUCAGCGGCUUUGUGUCAACCGGGUGUGUUUGAACCCUGCCCAUUCUCUCACACACACACACACACACACACACACACACACACACACACACACACACACACCCUGCCCUGGUUACAGUGAGGCUUUGCUGUGGCUAGAAUAAAAGGGGAAACAUGACAUCACACGUGACAUCAGACGCCCCCGCAGUCUCUCUGGAGUAGACGGCAAACCAAAGACACACUUACACACACUUACACACACAGAGGAAAUGGCAUCACAAAACCUCAGCGCGGAGUGGAGAGAAAGGGACUUCCCAUAACCUGACUCGCUCAUUUUGCGCCGUGUGUACGUGCACUUGUGUAUGUGUGGUUCCUAUGGUUAUGCCGUCUACACACCCUGUCCGGCUCACUUUAUUUUGAAUUUUUUCUUCACCAGGCACAAAAACACUAAAUCUAUCCUUUCAAUUGUUGACAAAAUCAGCAUUAAAAGUGUCAAACUUCUUAUUUUUGUCAUUUUCUUUCAGUAAAAAUCGCUUUAAGUGCCAGAUAAAACAAACAUAUUUUAGCUCUAUAGAAUGUAGCAGUUUGAAAGUGUGUCUGGUAAAGAAGAAACAGCGAGUCGUACCGCACUGCUGCACCUGUGCUGCCUUACCUGUCAUGGUCUCAAACACAAGAGAGCAACUGUUCCCCCAAAAGUCCCCUUCAUUUCCUCAAUGCUGUUCUUAUUUUCUUCUGUAUUUUUUCAGACAUAUUACUGUUACUCUUGUAAUUAUUAUAUUAUUAACAUGAAUAUUUUUGAUUAUUUUGUACCCUCUUGCCCAUGGCCCGGUCUCCUCUCCAUGAAUUCUGUACGUUUAUUGUUCCACUCUUUCACAUUAACUUCAAUUAGUUUAAGUACAGUCUUUGUUUUAUAACCAUAUUAACAUGGACAAGAGGAGGGUCAGAUAAUCCCCACAUGACAAUGAGUAGGAGAACAUUUUUUUAUGUUGUAUAUAUAUUUUUUUCCAUUUUGGAACAUUGUGUAAGAAAAAAAGCUUUGUACUGUUUAACCAUUGUAUUAUUUGAGUCCCUUCUCCAUCUCUCCUCUCACGUCCAACCAGACUGUGAGCUGUCACUCAGAGGAGAGACGGACACUUUUGUUUUUAUCACGGAGGAACCACCUGUACUAGUUUCUCUACUCUCUGUUCAUCUUCAUUUGUAAUUAAACAAUAAUCAGGGUUCAUUAAAAAAAGGUAAAAAUGGA